AGAAAAUUCAAAAGAGCCAAAAGAAACCAUGAACUUUCGCAGGUGGGCCCGCACAGCCGAAUGACCGACCACACGCACCCGAAAGUGAGGUUGAGAAUCUCGAGCUUUGGGCGGCGGUUGGUGGUGGAUGCUGAGCCAAAUCUAGACCUUUGCGACCCAGUCGAGACAUUGGUGAUAGCAGCCACCCUCACGCACACUACCUACCUAGUAGUACCUUAGUAGUGCCCAUCCGUCUCGAAAAUCUUCUCAGCCGAAGCCGUCGAACACUCCUGCGCCAGAAAAAAACCCCGCCAACAGGGUCCGGCCGAACGACGGCGAGGGAGAGCCAGAGAGCCUUCAAGAACAGAGUCCACACCGCCCACCAACGAGACAGUGAAGCGCCAGCCAUCAUGGGGCCCAGAUCCACCUCCGCCGCGACGAGGUCGGCCACGCGGGCUUUUGUAAAAGGCACCACGGCCCCCUCGCGCAUGCAGGCGCAGGAGGGCAGCAUGGUCGGGCUUUUCAGGCUCCCGGGGACAUUUGUACCUCCCCCGGCGCUCCGUUCGCUGCGGGAAAGUCCCUCCGAGGGCCUCAGGCUCCAGUGGGUACGCGCAAGGCUCCGCGCGACCGACGCCCUCGGCAUCGCCGCCACCUGGCUCACGUCCAAGCCGAGCUUCUUGAAGCCUGCACGUCUGCGCCUCAACCGCGCCUCCCUCAUCCCGACCGCCAAGGCCCUGCACAGAACCAUGUCGGAGGCCCUGGCAGCCGGCGACAGGGACACGCUCCGCCGCGUGUGCGUGCCCUCGCUCUUCGAGACCCUCUCGGCCAGGCUGGCCCGCCGGCCGAGGGGCCGCCGCUACGAGUGGUCCCUGGAGAGUUACACAAGCCCGCUGCAGUUCCCCAGAAUCGUCGACCACAAGUUGGCCGCCCUUCCCGGGGUCGGUGGCAAGCUCUCGUACGUGCACCAGGUCGUCGUCGCCAUCAGCAGCCGCCAGCGUUUGGCCCAGUACGAUGACACCAAGAAGGGGAUGCUCGUCCCGGGCUCCGAGAAGACUGUCGACCUCGUCGAGCACCUCAUCCUGACCCGCCCCAUCGACUUCAAGACGUACGUCCCCGGCGAUUGGGCCGUAUUUGGCCACGCCGAGGAAUCCAGCCUGGAAGACUUUGAGACCGAGCAACGCGCAAUGCGAGCCCUCGAGCAGCAGCACCAGCCCCGGUGAUACCAAAGCCCACGUGUAGAACGCUUACUGGCAUUAUAUAUAUUGCCUGCGCAUAAAUAAAGGCGUGGGCAACGAGGUGCUGGCAAAUGAGAGAAAGAGCAAAAAGAAAAAUGAGAGAUCUGAGCUCUAGACGCUUGUACGAUCCACUCCACAUCAUUUCUCGGCCAUCGCCGGGCCAUGUACGAUAUGCAUGUACCAACAUACCUAGGUAGCUAUCAGCUUCUUUGUGGUGAUUAAUCUAUGCAACCAUAACGUAGAGUCCGUGUCACUCAUCCAAGGCCCAGGCAUUGUGUUUGGGAUACAUGACAUCGCUUGCUCUGUUCACGAAUACUUUCAUCGCCCAUCAAAUAUC
Molecule: messenger RNA, 1551 nt
Organism: Gaeumannomyces tritici R3-111a-1
Lineage: Eukaryota; Fungi; Ascomycota; Sordariomycetes; Magnaporthales; Magnaporthaceae
Exons: 2
Coding region: 390-1199 (269 amino acids)
Cellular component (GO): mitochondrion
Source: RefSeq, a predicted model, not a curated record